Molecule: messenger RNA, 2775 nt
Organism: Equus quagga
Lineage: Eukaryota; Metazoa; Chordata; Mammalia; Perissodactyla; Equidae
Gene: SRRM4
Product: serine/arginine repetitive matrix 4
Exons: 13
Coding region: 1-1806 (601 amino acids)
Biological process (GO): regulation of RNA splicing; neuron maturation; mRNA processing
Cellular component (GO): nucleus
Molecular function (GO): mRNA binding
Source: RefSeq, a predicted model, not a curated record
AUGGCGAGCGUUCAGCAAGGCGAGAAGCAGCUUUUUGAGAAGUUCUGGCGAGGAACCUUUAAAGCUGUGGCCACCCCGCGUCCCGAGAGCAUCAUUGUCGCCAGCAUCACGGCCCGCAAGCCGCUGCCAAGGACAGAACCUCAGAGCAGCCCCAUGGUCCCUGCUCAGGAUGGACCCUCGGAAAAGCUGAGCCAGCAACUGGCCACUGAGGCCUUGGGCACCAACAGCUGGGAGAGAGACAAGGCCUGCCGAGAGCUCAGUCCUGCCAGAGCACGCAGUGCCUCCCGAGUCAAAGACUUGACACCACUGCCUUCCUCCAGGGGAAAGAAGAAAAAGAAGAAAUCCACCCGGAAGAAGAGAAGGAGGUCCGCAUCAUACAGCCCAUCGCCUGUCAAGAAAAAGAAGAAGAAAAGUUCCAAGAAACAUAAGCGACACAGGUCAUUCUCCAAGAAGAGAAGGCACAGCUCCUCUAGCCCAAAAAGCAAAAGAAGGGAAGAGAAGAGGCACAAAAAACAAUCGCGAAGCCGGCCCCGAAAAUCUCACCGCCACCGCCACCAUCGCGGCCCCUCGCGGUCCCCGAGCUCGGCGUCCCGCUCCUCCAGCUGUGAGAGCAGGCACCGUGGCCGGUCCCCUGAAGAAGGGCGGAAGUCCCGCCGCAGACACUCCCGCCGCUGCUCCAAGACCCUCUGCAAGGCCAGCCCCGAGGCCCGGUCCAGCCGCCCGCCCAGCCAACCCCUCCAGAUGCUCAGCCUCCUGUCGGCCAGGGCUGUAAUCACUGGGUCGGGCUCUGCUGCUGACCUCUUUACCAAAACAGCCAGCCCGCUCACCACCUCCCGAGGACGCUCCCAGGAGUAUGACUCAGGCAAUGACACCUCCUCGCCACCCUCCACGCAAAUCAGCUCAGCCAGGUCGCGGGGUCAGGAGAAAGGGAGCCCCAGUGGGGGCCUAAGCAAGAGCCAGGACCUCAACGGCGGCGACACCUCUGAUUCAGGGAACUCCUUCACCACCUCCUCACCCCAGAACAAGGGGGCCACUCUGGAGAAUCUCUCCCCCACCAGCAGGGGCAGAGAGUCAAGAGGAUCUCAGUCGCCAUGCCUGGAGUGCACCGAGGUGAAGAAGUCCAGCCUGGUCCCGGCCACGGCCCGGAGCUCCCCCAUGAGAGGGUGCUCCCGCAGCUCCUCCUAUGCCAGCACCCGCUCCUCCAGCCACUCCUCCCGAUCGCCAAACCCCAGGGCCUCCCCCAGGUACACCCGGAGCCGAUCCGCCUCCUCUGGGAAAAGGUCCUACUCGCGCUCUCCCAGCUAUUCCUCCAAGUCUGGAAAGAGGAGCCCGCCUAGCAGAAGCUCUCGAUCCCGCCGCAGCCCCAGCUACUCCCGCUACAGCCCCAGCAGGGAGCGGGACCCCAAGUACAGUGAGAAGGACUCGCAGCAGCGGGAGCGCGAGCGGGCGCGGCGGAGACGUCGGUCCUACUCGCCCAUGCGGAAGCGCCGGAGAGACUCCCCGAGCCACCUGGAGGCGCGGAGGAUAACCAGUGCCCGGAAACGCCCCAUCCCCUACUACCGGCCCAGCCCCUCCUCGUCCAGCAGCCUCAGCAGCACGUCCUCCUGGUACAGCAGCAGCAGCAGCCGCUCGGGCAGCCACAGCUACUCCCGGAGCCGGAGCCACGGCCGCAGCCGCAGCCGGAGCAGGACCCGCCUGAGCAGCAGCUCCAGCUCCCGCAGUCCCAGCCCGGGUUCCCGGAGCAGGAGCCGCAGCCGCAGCCGGAGUUACAGCUCCGCAGACAGCUAUUCCAGCAUGAGGCGCUGAGCAUGGGCCCUCCCCUGAGCCAGCUGUCCGCGGGGGCCCCUUUCACUCUGCCAGCCGCCCCCACUCCAUGCCCACCCUGCCUUCUCCUUGGUGACAGACAUUGAGGGCUCCUGGACCUGUCCUUCCUGCUCUCCUGGGGAGGAGGAAAAGGGGGUACGGGGGCUUUAGCCUCUAGGUCAAGCUGCCAGGAGCCUCCACCAGCAUCACCCUGGGGCUCAAUUCAGGCCUGGGCAUAUGGAGAGAAGCACCCUCUGUUGGCACAAGAAGCCUCAAGGUUUUGUAAGAAGCAAUGGGUUCAUGACUCAAAAGUUUGGGCCUGGCCAGGAAAACGUGGAGAGAGUUCUGGUAACGCCCUGCUCCCUAAAGGAUGCAUACGGAAGGCCAGUGGUAAUUCAUCCCACCUGCCCUCCUGCCCGCCUUCUCCCCUCAUUCAAUCUCAUGGCUGCACGUGUGUGGAGCCCCACAGGGGUCGGGGGAGAUGAGAGGAGACCGGGCAGUUCAGGCCCAGGAGAGGGGUCAGCCUCUCCCCUCCCCUGACAGGCCAAAGCAAAGGCUCGAAGGCUAUUGGGUCCUAGAAAAGGGACAUACAUGAGCAGGGGAUGGGGACAUUUCAGUCGGUAGUAGGUGUCGGGAGGUAGGAGAUAGACUCUGUGGUCAUGAGAUAGAAGCAAAAAGGACAGGGUCGGUCCGCUGCUCCCAGUAUCUCAGCAUGGUCAGGAAAAGGAGCCAGUAGGUCCUAGCCAUGGAGGGGCCACUACGUGGUUUACACAAAAUGCCCCUUAGCUGUUCACGGGGACCCUGCAACCUCACUGAGAAAGGACGCAGUGGACACUUAGGACAGUUUGGUCUGGAGUCCCACUUCCCAAAUUUGCCUCAGCCCCACUAGCUGGCACCAACUUAAUUCCACGGGACCAUCUGCUGAACAUUCCCCAGUGCCAUGGCCAGCUGCCAGUCCCCAGCGCCAGCCAG